AUGACAUGGUCGGUGUUAUUCACUGCUCCGGCUGAACAAUCGACAAAGCGUCUUUCGCUUCUUUUGCUGGUGAUCAUGUAUGCCUUCCUUCAAGGCGCUUCUGUUGGUCGCAUUGUCGAGUUCUUGUUUGGUUUCGACGGAAGUAUAUUCUUUCACAACACUGUAGGUAUUGGGAUCGGUAUUGGAUUGGCCAAGAUUUACAAGGAGAAUAGCUUGACCACGUUGAUGGUGUCCGGUUUUUUAAACGCUGCAGCAGCCGGAAUAUUAAACUACAUGGCGUUUUUUAUUGCUUACCAUCACAAAGCUCAACGUGGUUUGAAGUUGUUAGUUGUUACUACUUUGUGGUCAUAUGUUCUGCUCGGUGCUGGUUCGAUGUUUAUAUUAGCUCUUUGGGCUUGA
Microthlaspi erraticum is the source of this 399-nucleotide messenger RNA. The record is from the annotation of a GenBank genome assembly. NCBI's taxonomy places the organism in Eukaryota, Viridiplantae, Streptophyta, Magnoliopsida, Brassicales, Brassicaceae.